AAUUAUAAUCCGUUUUUAUUAUAAUUAAUAAAUGAGAGUAAGUAUAUUGUUAUUAACAUUUUUGACAAUAGGAACAAUAGCUUAAGAUAAUGAAGUUGUAAUCUAAUUAUUAGCUGAAUUAAGAUAAGAGGCUUUUGAACAAUUAUAAUUAUUAGAUAUAAGAUUUUAACCAAUAAAAUAGGCAAAGUUAGAUUAAAUAGCAGUGAUAUAAUAAGCAAUAUCUGAAUAAAAAGGAGAGUGUUAUAAUAGAGAGUAAGAUGUAUGAUAUAAUAAUAAAUAUAUAGGUAGUAAAUAAACAGACAGAAAUAGAUUUAGCAAAUGAUUAUAAGAAUUGGAUGAAAUCUCGAUAAGAAAGUAAUAAUAAUAGAAUUGGAACAUUAUCUACAAAUGUAUGUGAGAAAAAUAAUAAUUCUUUGAAUAAAGUAAAGAAUGCAAGAGUGUUAUUAAGAUUGAUUGCAUAUUUGAGAGUAACAUUAUAGGCUUAAUUAUCAACUUCAUUUGCUGAAGUAAAAGAGAACACUAUAUCAGAAAUAUCACAUAUUGUAUCAGCUUACAAAGAGUAUAGAAAGAUGAAUAUGCUAUAAAUGAAAUAGGAGGAUUUUGAGUUGAAUGGAACAAUUGAAUAAUUGAUAGAGUUAUUAAAUUAAAUGGAGAGAGAAAUAUAAGAUGAUGUUGCAAAUGGAUAGAAUGGUUAAGUCUAGAUUGGAGUGACAUUCUCAGAAUUCAAAGUUAGAAUUGAAAAGGAGAAUGAUAUAUUCAAUAGACAAAUAGAAGUCUAGGAUGAUCUAAUCACUGUAUCCAUAUAUUCUGAAUAUGUAGCAUUUCUAAAAUUAAUUGACUACUUUAUAUGGUCGAGUUGACAAAUGUUAAGCUAGAUUGAAGGAAAUAGAAUAUACAUUAUUAGUAGCAGAGGAAGAUUUAAAGUAUGAUUAAGAAUGGGUUGAUGAAGAUAGAUAAAGAUUGGAAGAAGAAAUUGAAUUGUUUGAUUGGUUAAUUAAACAUUAUUAAACAGGCAAUUUUGAGGAAGAUAAUGAUAAUCAUGUUGAUGAUACAUAAAAUGGUGUUAAUUAAUUAAAUGGAUAAGUAUAUAGAUUUGAUUCGAAGUUAGGGUCAAAAUGCAAAUGACAGAGAUGGAGUAAUUGAUUAUACACCAUUAAAAGAAUAAUCAAAUGCUUGGGCUUCAUCAGAAGAAGAAUCAAAUGAUGGAAAUUAAGAUAAUUAAUCUAAUCAUUCAGAUUCAGAUGAUUAAGAUAGAGGUGAUGUAAUUGAUUAUACACCAUAUGAAGAAAAAGAUGUAGAUUGGGAUUCUUUGUUAUAAAAAUAAUCAAAAAAGACUCAUCAUAAAUUAAAAUAAAAUACUCAUAAAUGAUUUAUAAAUAAUACAAUAAAACUAGUUC
Paramecium sonneborni is the source of this 1397-nucleotide messenger RNA. The record is from the annotation of a GenBank genome assembly. NCBI's taxonomy places the organism in Eukaryota, Ciliophora, Oligohymenophorea, Peniculida, Parameciidae.